Monascus purpureus is the source of this 510-nucleotide messenger RNA. NCBI's taxonomy places the organism in Eukaryota, Fungi, Ascomycota, Eurotiomycetes, Eurotiales, Aspergillaceae. The record is from the annotation of a GenBank genome assembly.
GUUUGUUCUCUGGCCGGCCUGAGCAUUGAACGCAGAGAUGAAUCAACAUGCCGACAGCAACGAGUCUGACAGCCGUGGUCAACCCCCAGCAGGGAUAUAUAAUAUGAUGCUGACCAUCCUGUCCAUCUCACAUACAACUAAAAUUUCCCUCUGUCAUUGUAUCCCGGACCAGCAGUGGCUAGGGCCUCCUAGCCACGCUGCCCCUGCAUACGGCAUCACAAAAGGACGCUCGCAUUUGGCGAACUGGCGUUUACUGUUCCUGGUGGUGGGCCUAGCCACUGUCACGAUGACACACCAUUUGCCUAUUUCUUCAUCCCUGUCUCCUGAUAAGGCGCGGUCUCUUGGUACCGAAGAGAAGGAGAUCGUCAAAGCUCGUUCCAUGCGCCAGGUUGGCACCGAGCCUAGUGUUUGAUUUGGUGCUUUAAAUCCCAAAGAAUUUAUUUUGACCUUGCUCGACUACAAGGCGUGGUUCAUUGCAGUACGUUUCCCUCUUGAAUUUGAAAUUCUAAC